This is a messenger RNA of Saxophila tyrrhenica, 1161 nucleotides long. RefSeq lists its product as uncharacterized. NCBI's taxonomy places the organism in Eukaryota, Fungi, Ascomycota, Dothideomycetes, Mycosphaerellales, Extremaceae. The transcript is spliced from 2 exons. The record is from RefSeq and is a predicted model, not a curated record. Bases 1 to 1161 code for a protein of 386 amino acids.
AUGACACCCGCCCCACCCGAUGCCGCCGUGUCACGAGCGCCGUCGUCGCAACCCGGUUGGAAUGCUCCCAACAGCGCCUUGUACCACCAUCCAAGCCCGCGGGUCGUCCGAAUACGGCGGGCUGAGAGGACAUAUCAAAACAUUACUUCCUCUUCGAUCCCGCGGAAGGGAAGGGUUUCUGGACCAUGGACGUCGAUGCAGAACUGGGUUGUUUUCGUGCUGUUGAGCUUGCUGCUCUGUUGUGAGGGUGUCGAGGCAGGGAGUGGGCAUGGGCAUGGACGGAGGGCGAGGGAGUUGGUGUUUGAUCGGAGGCAGCCGCCGCCGGUGAAGGCGAGGUUGGAGGUGAGGAGGAAGGAUGCUGCGAGGCAUGGAUCGUCGAAGUCGGAAGACAGUCAGCUUUUGGUUGACGAUCAGAUCGAUCAGGCCGACCUGCCGCAUCCAUUCGACACGAGUCUGGGAAACAACUUCACUACGACGAGCUGUCCGGCUUUCUUCAACGACUUCCUCAACAACGCGACGUUCCAGGAAUGCCUACCCUUCUCCCUCCUCCUGCAGACCUCCAACUCCUUCUUCACCACCACCCGCUCCCUCCCCGACCUCACCACCACCCUCACCGCCACCUGCUCCGUCCCCUUCCGCGCCUGCGCCUCCCUCAUGUCCUCCCUCGCAACCCAAAUCCAAUCCCCCUCCACCUGCGGGCCCGACCUCAGCCUCCAAAACCCCACCGUCACACAAGCCUACAACGGCUUCCUCGCCUAUACCCCCCUCUACCACGCCGGGUGCCUCACGGACCCUACCCUCCGCACCCCGGAGAACGAAAAAGGAUACUGCUUCGCUUCCGCCGUGACCAACGCCAGCGCGCCGACGAGCAGUUAUAUCUACUACCUCCCCCUCGGCGUCGCGCUGCCGGGCGGCACGCAGCCGAGCUGCGAUAGGUGUUUGCGGCGGACUAUGGGCGUGUUCGCGGACUAUGCCGGCGAUGGCGGACAGCCUUUGAGCGGGGUUUAUGCGGCGGCGGCGCAGCAGGUGGAUAUGGUUUGUGGGCCGACGUUUGUCGAGGCGAAUGUGGUUGUCUCGAAUGGGGGUGCUUCCUCUAGAAGGCUAGGGGGGUGGUUGGGUGUGCUGGCUGCGGCGGGGGUCGGGGUUUGGGUUGGAUUGUGA